AUGACCGCGACCUUGCCGCUCGCCCGCCGGCAGGUGUACAUGGCGGCAGUGGACGGGAGCGAUGCGACCGAGCAGGUCAAGCUGGAGCACGGACUCGCCUCCAGUGCCCUUCCCUUAGCGAGUAAUGGCAGCAGCGACGGCAGUGGCAAGCUUUGUGAAGCAGACGCACGGCCAUCCAAGCCGGCCGGCCUGACCGGCGGUGAGGACACGCCACAGGCGACGGCGG
Molecule: messenger RNA, 226 nt
Organism: Monoraphidium neglectum
Lineage: Eukaryota; Viridiplantae; Chlorophyta; Chlorophyceae; Sphaeropleales; Selenastraceae
Exons: 1
Source: RefSeq, a predicted model, not a curated record